Molecule: messenger RNA, 3860 nt
Organism: Numida meleagris (helmeted guineafowl)
Lineage: Eukaryota; Metazoa; Chordata; Aves; Galliformes; Numididae
Gene: CP
Product: ceruloplasmin
Exons: 20
Coding region: 147-3386 (1079 amino acids)
Biological process (GO): iron ion transport
Cellular component (GO): plasma membrane
Molecular function (GO): copper ion binding; oxidoreductase activity
Source: RefSeq, a predicted model, not a curated record
UCCUGAACCUGGAGUGCACGUGCUGUCCCCUCACAUCCACCUGUAAAAUACCCCGUGGUACCCCUGGAAGAAAGCUGCAGAUUGGAGUUCAUAACUGCCUGUCCGUGAGGAGUUAAUGCUGAAACCUAGAGGUUCGUGGAUGCAAGAUGAAGCUAUGCUUCCUAAACAUUGUGCUUUUUUUUUGCUGCUGCCGAGCUGGGGCAGUGACCAGGGAGUACUACAUUGGGAUUAUAGAGACAGCAUGGAACUAUGCACCUGGCAAUACUAAUAUCAUAUCUGGACGGCGUUUUGCAGAAGAAGAGCAAGCUGAAGUCUUCCUUAAAAGAGGGCCACAAAGGAUAGGAAGCAUUUAUAAGAAGGCUGUCUACACUCAGUACACCAAUAAUCUAUAUGAUGUGAUAGUUGAGAAACCUUCCUGGCUGGGUUUUUUAGGCCCUAUCAUUAAGGGAGAAGUUGGUGAUUCCAUUGUUAUUCACUUUAAGAACUUCGCUUCCAGAAACUAUACAUUGCAUCCACACGGUGUAAGAUACACAAAGGAAAAUGAAGGUGCUUUUUAUCCAGACAAUACCAAAGGUUUUGAAAAAAGAGAUGAUGCUGUGAAGCCUGGAGACCAGUACACUUACACGUGGGAUGUGACAGAAGAUCAAGGUCCAGCUGAGGGAGAUACAGACUGCAUAACCAGGGUUUACCACUCUCACAUAGAUGCUCCAAGAGAUAUUGCCUCAGGGCUUGUUGGACCUUUAAUCAUUUGCAGGAAAGGUGCAAUGAAUAAGGACAAGGAUAAAUAUGUUGAUGCUGAGUUUAUCCUCAUGUUCUCUGUGAUGGAUGAAAAUCUCAGUUGGUAUCUAGAGGAUAAUAUCAGGACGUACUGUUCUGAGCCUUCCGAAGUUGACAAAGAUGAUGAGGACUUUCAGGAAAGCAAUAAAAUGCACUCAAUCAAUGGGUACAUGUAUGGAUACCUCCCGAAUCUCACAAUGUGUGUGGAAGAUAAGGUAAAAUGGCAUCUUUUUGGCAUGGGUAAUGAAGCUGACAUCCAUUCAGCCUACUUUCAUGGUCAGACCUUAAUAGAAAGGCAUCAUCGAGUUGACACCGUUAACCUCUUCCCAGCCACGUUUAUUGAUGCUCUCAUGAUACCGAAGAAUCCUGGGGAAUGGCUGCUGAGCUGCCAAGUGAAUGACCAUAUAGAAGGUGGUAUGCAGGCCCUUUUUAAAGUAAAAGAUUGUAGGAAAUCCACAACAGAUCGCCAGGAGACCACAAAGAUAAGACAGUACUUCAUCGCUGCUGAAGAGAUUAUCUGGAAUUAUGGCCCGUCUGCCCUGAACCAUUUUACAGGACAAGAAUUAACUACUGACAGUGAAUCUUCCAUAUUUUUUGAACAAAGUGAGACAAGAAUUGGUGGCUCUUAUAAAAAAGCCAUUUACAAGGAAUAUACAGAUGGUACUUUCACAGAACAUAAAAAAAGGCUCCCAGAGGAAGAACAUCUUGGACUCUUAGGACCUGUUAUCAAGGCGGAAGUGGGUGAGAGCAUCAGGGUGACUUUCCGAAAUAAUGCCAGCCACCCAUUUAGCAUCCAGCCCCAUGGUGUGAGCUACCACAAGAGCAACGAGGGAGCGUUGUACAGCACUGGCUCUGGAGAUACUGAAUCUCCAGCCUCCCAUGUCAGUCCUGGUGCUACAUUUACGUAUGAGUGGAACGUGCCAGAAGAUGUGGGCCCCACAGACCAAGAUCCAGACUGCUUAACCUGGCUUUAUUACUCAGCUGUGGAUACAGUCAGAGACACCAGUUCGGGCCUUGUGGGUCCUCUUUUGGUGUGCAGGAAAGGAGCUCUGCUUCCUUCUGCAAAACAGAAAAGUGUGACCAGGGAGUUUUUUCUACUUGCCACAGUAUUUGAUGAGAAUCUGAGCUGGUACUUGGAUGAUAAUAUUUUGAUGUUUAAAUUAAAUCCUGAUAAAAUUGACAAAGAUAACGAGGACUUCCAAGAGUCUAACAAAAUGCACUCCAUUAAUGGUUAUAUGUAUGGAAAUCAACCUGGUCUUGAGAUGUGUAAAGGCGAUGUGAUUUCCUGGCAUUUGAUGGGCUUGGGCUCAGAAGUCGAUGUUCAUGGGAUAUACUUUUCACAAAACACAUUCAUAACAAAAGGAACAAGAAAGGAUACAGCAAAUCUAUUUCCACAUACAUUUCUUACAGCUAUUAUGAAGCCUCAUUCUGAAGGAACUUUUGAAGUAUCGUGCCUGACAACGGAUCACUACCGAGGGGGCAUGAAACAGAAAUACAAAGUGAAACAAUGCCACUGGUGGAAUGUGGACCCAUCCCUGUAUUUGCAUGAGAAGACGCACUAUAUUGCUGCCGUGGAAGUUGAAUGGGACUAUUCCCCUAACAGGACAUGGGAAUUUGAGCAGCAUCCACAUCACGAGGAGAGCCCUGGCAAUCCAUUUUUAAAUAAAGGUGACAAGUUCAUUGGCUCAAAAUACAAAAAGGUAGUGUAUCGUGAGUACACGGAUCAGACAUUCAGUACUCCAAAAAGCAGAGCAGAGGAAGAGGAGCACCUUCAAAUUCAAGGGCCACUGAUUAUGUCAAGUACUGGAGAUAAAAUUAAUAUAGUUUUUAAGAACCUGGCAUCAAGACCUUAUUCUAUACAUGCCCAUGGAGUGGAAACAGACAGCCCUGUUGUUGCUGUAACCAACCCAGGUGAAACUAAAAUAUACGUCUGGAAAAUAUCAGCAAGAUCGAGUCCUGAGAGAGGUGAACCACACUGCACUGCAUGGGCAUACCAUUCAACGGUGGACAUCAUUAAGGACACUUACAGUGGAUUAAUAGGCACACUUGUUGUGUGUCAGAGACAUUAUUUGCCAACGUUUCAUACUAGAAAGGAAGUGCAUUUUGCUCUUCUUUUCAUGAUUUUUGAUGAAAAUGAGUCAUGGUAUUUGGAUGAAAAUAUUGAAACCUACUCUGCCAACCCGCACCUUGUUGACAAAGAGAAUGAGGAAUUCCUUGAAAGUAACAAAAUGCAUGCUAUUAAUGGAAAAGUAUUUGGAAACUUACACGGUCUGACUAUGCACGUUGGAGAUAAAGUAAGCUGGUAUUUGAUGGCAAUGGGUAAUGAAGUAGAUAUUCACACAGCACACUUCCAUGGCCACAGCUUUGACUACAAGCAAACAGGAGUUUACCGGGCAGACGUCUUCGAUUUGUUCCCUGGAACAUUUCAAACAGUGGAAAUGAUCCCGCGGAACCCUGGAACGUGGCUACUGCACUGUCACGUUGCUGACCAUGUCCAUGGGGGCAUGGAAACAACCUACACGGUGCUCCCAAAGGAAGACAAAUGGUCUUUGUUCCCAAGAUUACUCCAUCAAUUGAAGUGCAAAGACACGCCAGACAAGCGAGAAUGAAGAAAACCAUUUCCUACAGUGAUUCUCCAAGGUCUACCUUCACUGAAGAAUUCCUUGAGAAAUACUUUCUCCUGGACAAUACUAUCUCCUCUACAUGUGUUUUAGAAGAUUUCAUUUGGUGGCCCACAGCUACAGGAGACCACAGACUGAGGCAGCUGGAUGAGUAUAAUAGCUUGUAGUUUUCCUUAAAUAAAAAUCACUACUUGCAAGAUAGCCAUGCAUUAGGUGUCACCUAAUGCAUGUUAUUUAACUGCUGGAAAAGCCAAAUGAAAUGUACUUACCAGAUUUGUGAGGAUUUCUUUUGCUUUCAGUUUAUAACUGUGUUUCUUUAUUAUUAUUAUUUUUUUAAGUGUUUUAGUUUAUCAUCUUAGUAACCAGUGCACAGACAAUGGGAGUUCGGUUAUCAUCUUGUCUAUAGGUUCUUAAAUUAUUCUUUUAUCUGGUAAUGUAUUUCAAGAUAGUGAAUUUAAAAGA